CCGUUCAGUUUUUGGAAAUCAAGGCUUGGCUGCUGCAUUGUUUGUUACCUCAGUAACUGUGAAACUGAUAACUCUCUGAAGCUACUGCGCUGAUAUAAAGACAUUCAAACGCAAACUCUUGAACAAAAUCAGCACCAACAACAACAUCAAAAGAUGAGCUCAUAUUUCGUCAACUCUCUCUUCACUAAAUACAAAAGUGGAGACACUCUGCGGCCAAACUAUUACGAGUGCGGAUUUGCUCAGGACCUAGGGACGAGACCCACCGUCGUGUACGGUCCAGGCACCGGGGCCACUUUCCAGCAUGCCCCUCAGAUUCAAGAGUUUUACCACCACGGCGCAUCCACGCUCUCUGCAUCUCCUUACCAGCAGAGUCCCUGUGCAGUAACUUGUCACGGCGAGCCGGGUAACUUCUACGGUUAUGAUGCUCUCCAGAGGCAAACGCUUUUCGGUGCUCAAGACGCCGACUUGGUUCAGUAUAGCGACUGCAAGCUCGCCGCGGGGGGCAUCGGCGACGAGACGGACAACACAGAGCAGAGUCCGUCGCCCACACAGCUGUUCCCGUGGAUGCGACCUCAAGCUGCCGGACGGAGGCGAGGACGCCAGACCUACAGCCGCUAUCAGACGCUGGAACUCGAGAAAGAGUUUCUCUUCAAUCCCUAUCUAACACGCAAGCGGCGGAUUGAGGUAUCACACGCUUUGGGACUGACAGAACGACAGGUCAAAAUCUGGUUUCAAAACCGUCGCAUGAAAUGGAAAAAAGAAAACAACAAGGACAAGUUUCCAAGCAGCAAGUCUGAACAAGAGCAGAUCGAAAAAGAGAAACUGGAGAAAGAACAGGCAUCCGGAACACAGCCAGCUGGCGAAGACUGCGACAAGGCAAAAGAAAUGUAAAGCGGAUGCGAGUGUGUGUGUCUGUGUGUGUGAGAGAGAGAGUGUGUGUGUUUGUGUGUACGUGUGUCAGUCAAUCAAAAAGGCAAAGAAUAAAUAGGGAAAAUAAAACAGGACAAUGACGAAGAGAAUAACGGUGUUUGCAUGGGAGGUUUGUCUCACAGAGACAUUUUAAUCAAGUCGAGUGGUUACAUCUUUCAUUCGAGGAAGGAACAGAAAAAAAAAUUACUGGGACUAGACGAAUGACUAUACACUUAAUGUGGUGACCACAGAACUUCAGGAAGACGAAGGACAAGAGGCAUUUCUACUUUUUAACUGUUGUUCAGAGAGUAUGAUAGUGAUAAAACUAGUCUCCUUUCUUUGUGAAAUAAUUAUCGUGAAACUUAAGUUUCUAUUGUUAGGAUAUUGUCAUUAACAAUUACCUUGGCAGCUGUAUAGUUUUUAAGUUAAAUGGUGCACUUUUAACUGUUCUCACUUACAUGUUAUGAUGAUGACGUAGAAAUGAAUGACUUCCAACAACAUGAAACUGCCUAUUUAUGCCGUAGAAUCUCUUUUUACACGUCUUUGGUUCUUCUUAAAUCGAUGGUAUUUUUGUUGUCUUCCUUUCAUGGGGUAAGCAUG
Sinocyclocheilus rhinocerous is the source of this 1509-nucleotide messenger RNA. Its product is annotated as homeobox protein Hox-B8a-like. Bases 154 to 891 code for a protein of 245 amino acids. Gene Ontology annotation, cellular component: nucleus. Gene Ontology annotation, molecular function: DNA-binding transcription factor activity, RNA polymerase II-specific; RNA polymerase II transcription regulatory region sequence-specific DNA binding. The transcript has 2 exons. Gene Ontology annotation, biological process: regulation of transcription by RNA polymerase II. The record is from RefSeq and is a predicted model, not a curated record. Lineage: Eukaryota; Metazoa; Chordata; Actinopteri; Cypriniformes; Cyprinidae.